CGGUGGGACAGCGACAUGGCCGGCUACAUCCAGCAGCCCAGCGGGCGCGGGAGCCCCGGCCCCGCGUCCUCGCCUUCCCCCGGCCCGGGCCCCGGACCCGGCGCCUCGGAGCGGGUGGCGCUUAAGAAAGAGAUUGGGCUACUGAGCGCCUGCACCAUCAUCAUUGGCAACAUCAUCGGCUCGGGCAUCUUCAUCUCACCCAAGGGUGUCCUGGAGCACUCAGGCUCUGUGGGCCUGGCCCUCUUUGUCUGGGUCCUGGGCGGGGGCGUGACUGCUCUGGGCUCCCUGUGCUAUGCCGAGCUGGGAGUGGCCAUCCCCAAGUCUGGUGGGGAUUAUGCUUAUGUCACGGAGAUCUUCGGGGGCCUGGCUGGCUUCCUAUUGCUCUGGAGUGCCGUCCUCAUCAUGUACCCCACCAGCCUGGCGGUCAUCUCCAUGACCUUCUCGAACUAUGUGCUGCAGCCCGUGUUCCCCAACUGCAUUCCUCCCGCUGCUGCCUCCCGCGUGCUCUCCAUGGCCUGCCUGAUGCUCCUGACGUGGGUCAACAGUUCCAGUGUGCGCUGGGCCACACGCAUCCAGGACGUGUUCACAGGAGGGAAGCUGCUGGCCCUGUCCCUCAUCAUCGGCGUGGGCUUCAUCCAGAUCUCCCAAGGACACUUUGAGGAGCUGACCCCCAGCAACGCCUUUGCCUUCUGGAUGACGCCCUCCGUGGGCCACCUGGCCCUGGCCUUCCUCCAAGGCUCCUUCGCUUUCAGCGGCUGGAACUUCCUCAAUUAUGUCACAGAGGAGCUGGUGGACCCUCGGAAGAACCUACCUCGUGCCAUCUUCAUCUCCAUCCCACUGGUGACCUUUGUCUACACAUUUACCAACGUGGCCUACUUCACCGCCAUGUCCCCCCAGGAGCUGCUGGCCUCCAAUGCGGUGGCCGUGACCUUUGGAGAGAAGUUGCUGGGCUAUUUUUCAUGGGUCAUGCCUGUCUCCGUGGCACUUUCCACUUUUGGAGGAAUCAAUGGCUACCUAUUCACUUCCUCCAGGCUGUGUUUCUCCGGAGCCCGGGAAGGGCACCUGCCCAGCCUGCUGGCCAUGAUCCACGUCAGAAACUGUACUCCCAUCCCCGCCCUCCUGGUCUGUUGCGGGGCCACAGCAGUCAUCAUGCUUGUGGGAGACACGUACACACUCAUCAACUACGUGUCCUUCAUCAACUACCUCUGCUACGGCGUCACCAUCCUGGGGCUGCUGGUGCUGCGCUGGAGGCGGCCGGCCCUCCACAGGCCCAUCAAGGUGAACCUGCUGGUCCCUGUGGCCUACUUGGUCUUCUGGGCCUUCCUGCUGGUUUUCAGCUUCAUCUCGGAACCCAUGGUGUGUGGGGUUGGCGUCAUCAUCAUCCUCACGGGGGUGCCCAUUUUCUUCCUGGGGGUGCUCUGGAGAAGCAAACCAAAGUGUGUGCACAGACUCACCGAGUCCAUGACACGCUGGGGCCAGGAGCUGUGUUUCGUGGUUUACCCCCAGGAUUCCCCUGAGGAGGAGAAUGGGCCCUGGCCAGCCUGCCCCUCGCCCGCCACGGACAAGUCCUUCAAGACACAAUAAGACAAGGUGUAGGGACUGAAGCAGCCCUUCUGUUUACAUGUUGUUUAUUGAGGAGGUUUUUUUGUUUUUGGUUUUUUUUUUUUUUUUUUUUUGCAAAAAUUUUUUUUUUCUGGAAAAAAACAAACAACCGAUCCGACUCUUAGAGGCCUGUGGCAAGGAGGUCCUGGCACUGCAGGGCAGGACCUCCUGGUUAGUACUGCCCUGCUAGCUUCUCCUGCAAGGGCCGGUCAAUAAACAGGACUGGCGGUUUGCUUGUGCUUGGCAGAGUCCCUAAUGGCGUGCCACCUGCCCCUUCCCCAGGGAUUCCAGGCUGGGCUCAUCUUCCUCCCAUUCUACCCCUACCCACCUCCAAGUGACUGUCGGGGGGAGUUCAGAGCGCACUGCCUUCCUGGGAAAGGAUGGGCACUGCCAUGGCCUCUGUCUCCUGAGAAGGCAUACAGCUGGACAUCCAGCCUGCAGGCGACUCCUGAGCUUCCUCUGCCCAGCCAACACCAAGGGGCGUGAGGACAGGGACAGAGCCUCCUAAUCUAGCUCCUCUGGGGUCCCCUGUUGCCAAGGCUCAGGUGGAAAGGGGGCUUCCAUGCACAGCGCUCCCCAUGGACAAGGUCCAGUGACCCCAUGGCUGCAUCCAGUGCUCACUAUGGCUUCCCGCACAGUCCAGGGAUGGGGGUGGGAACAGCUGGUGCCACCACAGAGAGAAGGAAGUGAGAAGCCACCACAGCAGACCCUGCAGGGAGUGGGCCCUGCCCCGCUUGUCUGGAUGCGGGUUUGCAGAAUGGAGCUUGCAGAAGGUGGACUUGGUGCACAAUACCUCUGGGUGCUCACACCUGCCUCUUUCCCCUGCACGG
Ochotona princeps (American pika) is the source of this 2432-nucleotide messenger RNA. It is a transcript of the gene SLC7A10, whose product is annotated as solute carrier family 7 member 10. Lineage: Eukaryota; Metazoa; Chordata; Mammalia; Lagomorpha; Ochotonidae. Gene Ontology annotation, molecular function: neutral L-amino acid transmembrane transporter activity; L-amino acid transmembrane transporter activity. Bases 16 to 1584 code for a protein of 522 amino acids. Gene Ontology annotation, biological process: amino acid transmembrane transport; D-serine transmembrane transport; D-alanine transmembrane transport. Gene Ontology annotation, cellular component: membrane. The transcript has 11 exons. The record is from RefSeq and is a predicted model, not a curated record.